GAAAUUUGCAGAUAUGGAAAUCGUCUCAAACGCCGCCGAUCAAAUUCCCGAUAAAGAAGGUCAGCCAAACGCUCCCUGCAAUGGCAAUUUGAUGCUUGUGGUGCAGCAUGUAUGCAAUCAAACCCUGAGUGCUCAGUAAUCUCAACCAAAGAUAACUCGUUCAAAGUGCUGCAAGAUAAUGAUGAUGAUAAUCUUCCAAACCUGUCUCUCCUCAAAGCCGACAACUACGAUCCCUUUAUGCAGAAAUACCAAUUAUGGUGUUCUAGCGAGUUGCGACUCAUGGAUGCUGUUGACUCGUGAAUCGUUUGCCUUUACAAGGAUGAUAAAGCAUUUCUUGAGGGUUGCCUAUGGAUUUAUGAUUGCCUAUGUUGGGGAAUAUAUUAUUUUUUGCUUCUGGCCAGUAUUUACUUGUUAAUCAUAGGCGUAAAUUGACAUAGAACUGGAUUUUUUUUUUCUUUUUCUCAUUUUCUAUGAAUCAUUGUUCCUGUUUGUUUCACCAUUUUUUCAUCUAAGCUCAUCCACUUAAGUUUUAAUUUUUUUAUUUUCUUUGUCUAGUGCUGUAAGUAAUUAGACUAACCCUUCUGUUUUAUUCUAACUAAUACAACGUAAUCACCAUUUCUACAAUUGAGUGGAGGAUUUCGGUGAAAUUUUAUAAAUUUCAAUUCAACAUUCCAGAUAGUGGCUUGAAACUAGGUUCCAGUUUUAUCAGGACACUUACUUCCCUGCAGACUGUUUUUAUUGGUCGAUACUCUAUGAAUUGUGGAUCGAAUCAAUAUAUAUCAUAGUGGGCUCCAUCAUAUAUUGGAAUAAUGAGUCCAAUUAUGAUUUACUUAUUCAUGUGGAGUUGCUGUGGAAGUCUGGUCCAAAUCUUUAAAGUGCGAGUAAAGUUUUCUUUUGUUCAUACUAAUUACUUUGAUUGGUUGAUAUGAUUAGUUAAUCAGGCAGGAGUUCCAUAUUUUAGACCUUUAGUUGCUGUAUUUAUGGGAAUGGAAGUCCAGGCGGCGGGGGCAACCUACAAAGGCCUUUUAUAGCCUUUUGGGCUGGCAGCUUGACAAUUUGAGGCGCAAAAAUGCGCAUUUUAGUUCAAGCCAAGAUUUUUUAGUUGAAAAUUGAGAUCAAUCCAUUUGACUUGGCAAACCAUAACUAAAGUUUGCCUCAUUCACCUAUAUAUAUAUAUAUAUAUUUGUUCAUCAAUUCACAUAGCAAGAACCUAGUAAGAAAAUGGCCAACUUAUUGUUGAUCUUCUCAUCUUUGGCCAUCCUAUUGGCCACACGGGGAAUCCUAGCCGUUGAUUACACCUUCACCAACACUACUGUGUUGCCAAAGUUUGACAAGGAAAUUGGUAAGAACUACACACUGCAAAUCAUGAAUGAGUCCACGGCAUUCAUCUGGAAGACUUUCCAUCAAACGAGCCCAGCUGACAGAAAAAGUGUAGAGAAUGUGAGCUUAUUUAUCGAUGUCAUGAAAGGGGUGGCGUACACUAUCGAUAACCAGAUCCAUUUUGGCGCCGGGUACAUCCAGAACUACUCAGGUGACGUGAGAAGGGAAUUUAAAGGUAUUUUAUACCACGAGAUGACUCAUGUUUGGCAAUACGACGGCAAAGGUCAUGCUCCCAGUGGCCUGAUCGAAGGCAUAGCUGAUUUUGUGAGGCUGAAAGCCAAUCUGGCGCCAAAACAUUGGGUAAAGCCUGGUGAGGGCCAGAAAUGGGACCAGGGAUAUGACGUCACGGCACAUUUCUUGGAUUAUUGCAAUGACAAGAAGAAAGGGUUUGUUGCCGAGCUCAACAAGAUGAUGAAAGAUGGCUUCACAAACAAGUACUUUCAAAAGCUGCUUGGAAAGACGGUCAAUGAGCUAUGGAAGGAGUACAAAGCUAAAUAUAAUCCCAAAAAGUAGGCAAAACCUGUUUUUGUGUGCUUGUAAUAGAAAUAAGGCCUAAUUGCUUAAAAAAUCUCUCAACUUUUUUACUUUUGUCAUUAAAUGUCCAACCUUUUCUAUUUGUUGCAUACGAAUCUCCAUUGGUUUUUCGACCACCACCUUGCUGAUGUGCCCAACCAAGUACUGAUGUGUACAUUCAAAAAGCUGAAGUGACUUUUUUAAAGUCUAAAAUACAUAUAUAUGUGUGUGUUAUUUCCACGUCAUUGUUCAAAUAAAAUCCUCGUCAAACAUUAUUUCUUCCACAA
Striga asiatica is the source of this 2180-nucleotide messenger RNA. NCBI's taxonomy places the organism in Eukaryota, Viridiplantae, Streptophyta, Magnoliopsida, Lamiales, Orobanchaceae. The record is from the annotation of a GenBank genome assembly.